Molecule: messenger RNA, 951 nt
Organism: Penaeus monodon (black tiger shrimp)
Lineage: Eukaryota; Metazoa; Arthropoda; Malacostraca; Decapoda; Penaeidae
Product: zyxin-like
Source: RefSeq, a predicted model, not a curated record
CUGAUCUGGAAGAAACCGCAAACUGACUGUCAUUUAUUUUUUAGCGAAGGGAACCAAACCAACCUUCAGUGAAUGAACGUACGUGUUGUUGGAAGGUAGUCGAACCGUUGAUGCAGGAGACGAUCAUGUCACAAGAAGAGGAAACACAACCUCCGCGUAUUCGGGAACUGGACAUCAGUGAAGAAAGGAUAAAAGAACUUUGUGAAGAGAUGAAUGAUUUGAACAGAAGGAUGAGAGAAGUCGGGAGAAAGGUCAACCAACUGAGAAAGCCCCUGCCCUCGAGAUUCGGCUUCGCUCCCUUUUCCGCUGCCACCGCCUCCUCCCCCGCCAGGAUGGAACACCGAAAUCUCCGCCCUUGCGCUCCAGGCGGCCAUUCCACCCGAGGUCGAUCUGACGAAGCCUCCUCCACGGUGGCCCCCGCGAGGGACGGCCGACGCGUUCCCUGGUGAGAAUCCGGGGGGCGAAGGCCUUGCCGCAGGAGAAGAGGGCCCUAAAUGAAGCAGAUUUCUCUCGGGAUACCAUUCGAAUGAUACAUAUUAUUUUUACUUUCGAAAUCGAUUUCUGUAAUUAGCUUCGUCUGAGAUCUGCUAGAAAAAUUAAUGGAUCGAAGUUCAUAGCCUCUCUCGCAGUUUCUUUUUUUCUUCGUGUUUUGAUUGAUUGAAAAUCACUUCAGUUUCACAUUUUCUAAGUAGGCUGAGGAACAAAUGUUCAAUAACAAGUCUUAAGUUGUUUUUGUUUCAUAAUUUUAGUCAAAGAUUUUAUGUUUUUUUCCAGUGUAAAUUUAACGCGAAAUAAGGGAACGAGUAUAUGCAAAUUAACUGAUUUUGUUAGCCAUAUGAUUCUAAGACAUAUGCUCAUAUAUCAUUUAUAACAUAUAAACUGUUAGUAACAUCACUGUACUUACAACGGAUUCUCUGAAUCAGUGAAAUAAAUGUUUAUAUCUAACAAAAA